Messenger RNA from Hippocampus zosterae (dwarf seahorse), 3003 nucleotides. RefSeq names its product serine/threonine-protein kinase ICK-like. Gene Ontology annotation, molecular function: protein serine/threonine kinase activity; ATP binding. The coding region runs from base 359 to 2554 and encodes 731 amino acids. Lineage: Eukaryota; Metazoa; Chordata; Actinopteri; Syngnathiformes; Syngnathidae. The record is from RefSeq and is a predicted model, not a curated record. Gene Ontology annotation, biological process: cilium assembly; intraciliary transport; protein phosphorylation. Gene Ontology annotation, cellular component: cilium; cytoplasm; nucleus. The transcript has 13 exons.
CGCAUUCAAACAUCGCGAGAUUUGGGUGAAUCCGCUCCCAGCGAGAUUGGGCCUGGUUUUGAUUGCAUUUAUAUUGUGUGAAGAACACACAGGAGAUGGAGAUGUCCACAGCUAACCCGUGAAGGUGUAGUUUUGCUACAAUUUGUUGCUCAUGUUUGACUAUGUGCUCGUGUGUAAGUGAGGCGAGGAAGCCGGGAGGAGUCAAGCGCAUGACACAAUGAGUCCUCCAGCUCUACCUGUGGACUUGCGGUGUUGUCACAGGACCUUUAGCUGGAUUCAGCAGCAGCAGGCAAGCAAAUCUCAGCUCCCAACCCAAUUGACCUCUUCCCCAGGGUGAGGGUAUGGACAGACGAGCACAAUGAACAGAUACAGCACCCUCAAACAACUCGGGGACGGCACAUAUGGCUCAGUCAUUCUCGGACGCAACCUGGAGUCCGGAGAGCUUGUGGCCAUUAAGAAAAUGAAAAGAAAGUUCUACUCGUGGGAAGAAUGCAUGAAUCUCCGUGAAGUUAAGUCUUUAAAGAAGCUCAACCAUGCUAAUGUGAUUAAGCUGAAGGAGGUCAUCAGGGAGAAUGACCACUUGUACUUUAUCUUUGAGUACAUGAAAGAAAACCUGUAUCAGCUAAUGAAAGACAGGACUCGGUUGUUCCCAGAAUCUGCUGUUCGAAAUAUCAUGUUUCAGAUCCUCCAGGGCCUUGCAUUCAUUCAUAAACAUGGAUUUUUUCACAGAGACAUGAAGCCUGAGAAUCUUCUGUGCAUGGGCCCAGAGUUGGUGAAGAUAGCCGAUUUUGGCCUCGCCCGUGAAAUAAGAUCUCGACCACCGUACACAGACUAUGUGUCAACCAGAUGGCAAGUGAAUAUUGUCUUGAAAAUUCAUGUAUCACUCACUGGCAAAUUAGGUGGCUCCGGUCUCUGCUCCUUCUUAAAAAGAGGGAUCCAGCACCCCGUUCUGACAAUCCAGAGGCACUGUCCCCGAUGUCCAGAAUGUACCCUGCCUCUUGCCCCAAGUCAGCUAGGAUAUGUUCCAGCUCACCCUGAGGAAGACGAGCAGUUAAAACAAACAGACAAAUUUAAAAAAAUAAUAAAUCCAACCAGUAUAUGGGGAAUUAAGAAUGUAUUUCUGGACAGGUACCGAGCACCAGAGGUCCUCCUCAGAUCCAUAUCCUACAGUUCCCCCAUAGACCAAUGGGCAGUGGGCUGCAUCAUGGCAGAGCUUUAUACCCUCAGGCCUUUAUUCCCGGGCUCCAGUGAGGUGGACACCAUAUUCAAGAUUUGCCAAGUUUUGGGUACACCAAAGAAGAAUGAUUGGUCGGAGGGAUUCCAGCUAGCCAGUGCCAUGCAUUUCCGAUGGCCUCAGUGUGUUCCCAGUAAUCUGAAGACACUGAUUCCGAAUGCCAGUCCUGAAGCCAUCCACCUGAUGACUGACCUGCUUCAAUGGGACCCCAAGAAAAGACCAACGUCUGCUCAGGCUCUCAGGUACUCGUACUUCCACGUGGGCCAGGCUUUGGGUACCCCUCAGCAGAUCCUCGAGCAGGGCAGACCCCAGUCUCAUCCGUUCCCCCCGCCGCCACCAUUAUUACAGUCCCAACAGACUCCACAGCAGCAACCGUUACAUCUGAGGCCUGUGCCUCCCUCUCAGCCACCGCCAGCGCACAACCAACACUGCACCCCCUCCAGGCCUGUGCAGCAGCUCCAGCCCUCCCCAGCCCCGCCAGCGGCAUACCAACGGCACAUGGAGCUGGUUCGAGAGCAGCAACCGAAGCACCUUCUCAAGCAGGAACCCAGAGAAGGAACACCACAAAUUAAUUUACCUUACAUUCUUGACAAGAGCAAGACGAGGCAGGAAAGUGACAACACAAACCCGCUGACCUAUCAGAUGAAAGCAAAGGGCGGGCGUCGCCGCUGGGGUCACAGCACAGGACACCUUAAAGAGGACGAGUGGGACGACUACGAAGACACUGAAUUGACGCCAUCGAAUAUUCUGGGAAAAAGCAACUCUUCUAAAGAGAAGUUCAGACAGGCAGAUGAACCACUUAGAAGAUAUAGCGACAUUCUGGACUUCAGUCACCCUAAUGGCAAAGAAGAAGCACCUUUAAACCUCAACAAAGCUUCGGGCUACCAGGAAUCAGCAAGGACUGUGUCUGCCAAACAACACUACCUGAGGCAGUCUCGAUAUUUACCAGGGAUCACCACAAAGAAAAACGUGACCAUAAACGUGAAUAAAGACAUGUCUGGAAGCCAUCUUUGGGGCAACAGCAGUAUACCAUUUGGUGGCACACUACCAAGCAGAGGUCUUCAUGGCACAAAUACAAUUCCAGCGGGAAGCUUGCCAAGAUUUUACACAAAAGAUGUCGGUUCUGCUGGUCACAGAGGUCAUCAGGGUCCUUCUUUGGAAUCAACAGCAUCAAAUUAUGCAACAUGGCGAUCCACUCGGAGCCAGAGGACCCCCUCCACCAAUGUGCCAAACAAAAGCCCCCCUUGUCUGUUACCACGUGUACCGGUACAGAGCAUCCAUGGGCGAAUCGACUGGUCUGCCAAAUAUGGACACCGCUAGUGGCCUGGAAGACACUCUUUAAUUUACCUCCCAAAGAGUAAUCAAACGGUGUCCAUAUAUCUUAACAGCAAUAAUGUUUGCUUCACGACACAUAGCAUGGACGUGUGUGUGUGUGUGUGUGCACGUGUGGUUACAUGCCAUCCCCCCAAAAAAACGAAAGAAAAAUUGCACCUCUGUAAUAUAAUUAUAUACUCUCCUUUCUGGCUGUUGUUACAUAUUGUUUUGUAUGAAUUAUUAUUGGACCUGUUUACCAACAUGUAAAAAUGAAAUGCAUAUUAUGGGGGUACUGUGAGUUGUUUACAAACAAUGGAUUACUUUGCUACUGUAUAUUACUUUCUAUAAAUAUGUGGCUACUGUAUAUUACUUUCUAUAAAUAAGUUGCUAUUUUUUUACUUUAAUGCUGAUGUAGUUUGCAUGUUUUUUUUCUCCAAAUAAAGUCAUGGCAGUGA